Messenger RNA from Pistacia vera, 566 nucleotides. RefSeq lists its product as uncharacterized. NCBI's taxonomy places the organism in Eukaryota, Viridiplantae, Streptophyta, Magnoliopsida, Sapindales, Anacardiaceae. The record is from RefSeq and is a predicted model, not a curated record. Bases 1 to 288 code for a protein of 95 amino acids. The transcript is spliced from 3 exons.
AUGGCGCCGGAUAAAAAAAAAAUAAAAAAAAUGGCAUCAUCAUCAACAGCUAGAAUGUCGUUUCGCAUAGUAAUGGUAGUCAUGGUCAUCCUCGUACUGUUCUAUGUGGGUCGUCCUCUUUACUGGAAAAUCUCGGCCACCGUUCAAGAGAUCCGUGAAAACAAACAAACUGUAAAGCAAGGUAUAAGUCAGAUAGUGUACGAGGCGCAGAAGUCGGUGGGAUGGUGGCAGGGUGAGUCAGACUCUGGGGGAAAGAGAAUCGGUGCCACUCGUAGGCUUCUUUUUUAAGCUUUUGUUUUGUGUUUAAUGGUUACUUAUAAUGUUAUUAUGUCACAAUUAAGUAGUGAGUCUCUGUUAUUUAUAUCAAUCCAUCUGGGUUUUUUUUUUUUUUUUUUUUUUUUUUUUUUUUUUUUUUUGUUGUUUUAAUAUAAUUAGUGUUUAUAUUUGUGGGGAUUUGUACUGCUCAUUGUUAGCUUGCUAAUGGGAAUUUGUCUGAAAUCUGGUACAAUGCAAUUAAUGUUAAAUAUAGAUUAUAGUACUAUUGAAAAAAAAUGGGUAUAUUUGUA